AUGGGCCGCUACGACUUCCGCCCUCUACGGGUGCGCCAAACCGCGAAAGCCCUCUUCGACUCAAAACGAGACCCUAACUUACCGCAAUGUAUUGCGCAUACCAAAGAUGAGGAAGGCACGGAAAGCCAGCAAACUAUUCAAGCCACUACCCAUCGCAUACCCAGAAGACAAGCUGCGCUCAGAAUUCUUCGGCGACCACCCAUGGGAACUGGCACGACCGAGGCUGGUAGUAGAAAACAGCGGAAACGACUCAAAGAACUACGACUGGAUGUUGUCCAACGCCAAAUGUGGCUAAUGAAGCACGCCUCCCUUUCCAAAUCCUCCGCCUACGAUCUCGCCCGCCGCGAGUUCUACCAACACCGCCACCUCUCCGAGAUCCGCCAACGCAUUGCCAAAGAAGAAGCCCUACACGUCGGCGCCUACUUCGGUAAGGGUCCCCUCGAGAUUGGAAUGGAGCUUGAAGACCGCACCUGGGAGAACUGGAAGUCUUGGGCCGCCAAGCAGAUUGAGGAUGAGCAGUCGAUGCGCGCACAGAUGUUCAGUGGGCAGCAGGAUGAGGGUUUGGGUGCGGGUGCUGAUAUGAGCAAUGCCGAGUACGAUCAGGCUGUUGAGGAGCUGCAGCCUGCUGCGCCGAAUAAUCCGCAGGGACAACGGCCGAUGGGUGGCGUGGCGGCGCAUGCAUAA
Messenger RNA from Alternaria atra, 684 nucleotides. RefSeq lists its product as uncharacterized. NCBI's taxonomy places the organism in Eukaryota, Fungi, Ascomycota, Dothideomycetes, Pleosporales, Pleosporaceae. The transcript is spliced from 3 exons. The record is from RefSeq and is a predicted model, not a curated record. Gene Ontology annotation, cellular component: mitochondrial small ribosomal subunit. Gene Ontology annotation, molecular function: structural constituent of ribosome. Bases 1 to 684 code for a protein of 227 amino acids.